ACUUUUUGUUUAAUCACUUAAUGUGUAUCUGCUCUGUAUACAGUAUUUACCACUGCCACAGUUAUGUUUUAGAAGUCACUUUUUUUUAAAGACACCUGCAUGCUCCAAGAAAACUUGUCACCUUUUACAUCUAAAAACUGCACACUUGGGAGAAAAAUUUGCGGUUUCAUGUCUGAAACCAUGUGCACUCUCUUUCCAAAUAUAUUGUAACAAAUGGCGGGGAGUUCACACCACUGGUCUCAAACCUGGGUUCCCGUGCAUGCUUCCUAAUCACAACACCAAGUGGGGCAAGAGGUUGGACCUGCUGUUGUGCCUGCUAUCCCACCUACAAUCUCUGAUGUCACACCAACUGCUACUCUUCCCAACCCCAUGGAGGAACCAGCAGCUGCUGUGGUACCAGUAAAUCAGCUGAUACAGACAAUACACAUUAUUCCACAGUUUGAAGUCCGGAGUAUUCUUACAGGCUUACAUGAUGGCAAGGAAAUUGUUGAGAGCCUUGAUAAAGAUAAUGUCAUCACAACUAGUCAGAGACGUCUCCUCGUCCGAAUCUUGGUGUCGUAUCUGAUUGAGAAGUUUGGAGAAAAUCCUACAUCAGAUAUCAAAAAGGCACUGGCAUCGGGUUUGGUUGAGUCAUUUGAAUGUUUGAAAGACUCCUCAAGCAGUGGCAGUGAAAUAUGGUACACCCCAGGACGGAGGCAACGCCCAGCCACUGGAUUCCUGGAGGAAAGGCUGAGGAAUGUUAGAAAGCGGCUGAGAUCCGCCAGCACGUUGCGAAGCAUGAGACAGAAGACACCACCACAAAUGGCAGAUAAUGGUGCUCCUGCAAGGGCUCUCAUACCAGAACGUACCAUAUCAGACGAACGGGCGUCACAGUUAAAAGAAUGGUUGAGAAACAAUUCUCAGCCCCUCAGCCAGAUAGAGACCUACAUGCAGAACACAGCAGUCUACAGGGCCAAGUGGAUCAGGGACAACAAUUGGACCAUUGAUCAGAUCCUCGAAGAGUUCCCUCACUUGAUGACCAAAGGCAUGAUAGCACAGGACUUUCUGGUCCUACAUGGGGAUGCUGCAUCAAAGUUAUUUGAAACUUGGCUACCCAUUUAUGCGGAGAAGGUCCUGUACCUGGCCAGAAAAGAGGGGAAGCUGACAUUGCCUCUGGAUGGAUUAACACCAGAUGGUGUUGGGGAACUCGCCCUGAGGCAGCUGCCAGCCUUGCUUCCACCGACGACUUACAAAGUUGGCCGGGGCCGUGGUGUGAAAGUAGUUCGCCACACCAUUCAGGAAGGCAGCUUGGCCUUCAUUGACCAUAAGCCUCCUGGAAUAAACAUGGUGGAGUACCUUCAUGAGGCCAAGGAAUCCAAGCCAUAUCCCCACAUCCUGACACUGGGAAAUGAUCAGAGUGCAUUUCAGGCCUUCGUCAUAAUAGCUGGACAGGCCCUGGAACAAGAAACACUGCUUCAGGCCAUUGAUGUCUGCUUUAAGGCAUUCUUUGUCUUUGAUAUUAAAUACCCAAAGCAGUGUGAACAUGUUUGGGAAUUCAUACAGACUGUUAUAUAUGAAAUCCCAGGAGGGGAGUCUAAAAUCGUUAAGUUUGUUCAAACUAGAAUACUUGCUUGCAAGUAGAGCUAGUGGCUCUUAAAAGCAGCAUUUAGUAUGUGGAAUUAAUUGUUCACUAUAGAGCUGCUGACUGUUGGCCUGUUGAAUGUUAGUUAAAUUGAAAUUGUUGUUUUGCAAUGAAUAUUUUCAACCCUUAGUGAACUGCGCCAGUUUCACUAUAUUGUCAAUAUUAAUGUAAUAAAUGUUUUCAAAGAUUCAA
Messenger RNA from Paramisgurnus dabryanus, 1813 nucleotides. The record is from RefSeq and is a predicted model, not a curated record. Lineage: Eukaryota; Metazoa; Chordata; Actinopteri; Cypriniformes; Cobitidae.